CAGCUGAACCAAACAAAUUAAAUAGCGAGUACUCAGGUGCUUCCAGGUGUUGCUAGCAGCCAACGUAACAUGGAUGCCGAUCAUACUCAGAAAGAAGAAAAGAUACUAGAACCGAAAGAGGAAGACAGUGACGUUGAAGACCAGUCUGUUGACCAAACUGCCGAUAUUGAGCAACAAUCAAUUGAUACUGAACAGUUUGAGAUUACAGGGGAGCAAGCAGAGGGUGCAAUUGCUGAACACGUGGAAGUUCAAGAGGAGGAGGAAGAGGAGGAACUUGAGAACGAACAACCAGACAUUGAAUAUAAAGAAGAAGACAGUACAGAUCAAGAGGAAGGUAGUGCGGAUGAGGAACAGAGGUUCAUUGAACCAGAGAAACUCGAAGAUACUGUCUUAAAGAAAGAAGAAGGAGAAGAUAACUUGAACGUACGAGGUGAAGGCGAUAGUCCCACUCCGGUACCAGUUAGGGUACGAGAGAUUAUAACACAGAAUCUCUCAACUGAAGAUCUCAGUUUUCCAGACAUGUCGUCACCAAAUGUGUCCCACUUGUCGGAGGAGAAUCGUAUGCUACAGAAUGAGCUGAGUCGGGUAGAAGAUCUGCUCUCGCAAAGCCGAGCUGAAAGAGACGAGAUGGCAAUCAAGUAUAACGCGUUGUCUGACAGAUGGGAGCAUAAAAUCCAAGGCGAUGUGUCGUCGGAAGAACCGGUCGAUCAAUAUCCGACACACGUACUUAAAAGAAGGGAAACAAGCCCCGCCCUCAUUUGGUCACCUGACCAACAUGGUGACAAGCUGUUGUCCCAACGUGCGAAGUCAUUGCAAGAUAUCACUAAGCCAAUGCUUGAUGUAGUGCAACCGGGCCGUCCGAGGACACUUUCUACCGGUGGAGUUAGUAGUAAUGGAGGGGGUGAUGAAACUAAAAAGAAUAGCACAGAGGUCCCCGACAAAAAUGUCAAUGAAAGUAAACAAAAUGGCACAGAGAAAGAUGAGCUUUCCGAAACACCAGAAAAAAUCACAAUAGCUGAAAAACUAGAUGACCAUACAUACGAUACUGCCGUUAAAGCCGUUCAGACCACCACAGUAAUGAAACCGUUCGAAUACAAACGUAGUGAAACUUCGUGGAAGGAUUACCGGACACCAACCUCAGAAUAUGAUAUGCCGGUGACGUCAUCUGGCAGUCUAGUUUACCAUAUAAAUCAUACAACUCAACCGCCAUUACACCACUCAGGAGUUAUACCCCACCAGCGCCUUAUAAAAAGCAAGUUUUGCAGUACAAGAGAAAAUGUGGUGAGUUGGAGAACCAGAUGUCUGAAAAAUACGCUGAAACCGAGCGGCAUCAAUAUAGGAGGAGGAACACAGCAUGAUUUGGAGAGUGCGCUGAUCAAGCUGGAAGAGGAACAGCAAAGGAGCGCUAGUCUAGCCCAUGUGAACUCUAUGCUACGUGAGCAGCUAGACCAGGCAACUAUGGCCAACCAGCAGUUGACUGCUGACAUCAACAAGCUCACUCAGGAUUGGCAGAGAGCACGGGAAGAGCUGGAAGCUAAGGAGCGUGAAUGGCGUGAUGAAGAACAGUCUUUCAAUGAUUACUUCGCAAACGAACAUAGUCGCUUACUGACAAUGUGGAGAGAUGUGGUCGGUUUCAGACGUACAUACUCCGAAAUGAAAAGUGCAACUGAUAGAGACCUGUCUCACCUCCGUGCUGACAUAACCCGCAUGUCUCGUAGUAUGCACGCAGCAUGUUUGAACUUGAACGCCAACCAACGUUCAACGGACGCUACCACCAACGUACAGCUGGAGAGAGAGCGUGCUGAGAAACAAGCUGUGGAAAAUCAACUGCGCGAAAAGGUCAAGGAAGUGUUGGAACUACAAUCUAAGUACGACACAGUCAAGGCUGAGAUGCAGGCUAGUCGUGCUCCUCGUUCCAUGUCUCCUGGUCCACGUACACUAUCACCAACAAGAACCAUAUCACCUACACGCCGUGCUCGCUCCAUCUCGCCAUCUAGACGUUCUCGCUCCCCGGCCUUUGCUGACUCCACUUAUGCGGCUGUUCAAGCAGCUCUACAAAAACGUCAACUUCAAGUUCGGGAAUUACACGCCAAACUGAGUUCUUCAAAGGAUCAAAGCAAUUCUUACAAGAAGCAGAUUGACGACAGUGAAUCUGAGCGACGCCAUGCCGAGGAACAAUGUAGACAUUUACGUGAAGAUCUUGACCUCAGCCGUCGUGAUACCGAAGAUGCCAAACGGGAUAGAGAUCGUGUGAGGAAUGCCCUGGAGGUAACAGCAAGAUACAGCGCCUCUGCUUCUGAAGCCCUGUCUAAGGCUGAGUUGAUUAAAGCCGAGCUGGAAUUGGAAAUCAACAAAGUGAAGACAGAGGAAGCUAGUCUGCGCGAUGCAUUGCUGAAAAUGCAAGCUUUGAACGAAGGAUUGGGUCAAGACAAAGUGGAACUCAACAAAAUCAUCAUGGUGUGUGAGAAGCUGCAAGCAGCUAACGCCGAUCUCCAGAGACAGCGUGACAACUUGGAAGACGAGAAAGACGAUGUGGAGAAAGAUUUGGAGCGUAACAAGAAGGAGAUUGAAAGACGCGCCAAUAUUAUCGACAACUACGAAGGAAAGAAUUCCACAUUGAAGGAAGAGAUUGUAGCUUUGAAGGAAGCGCUUAAUAAGGCUCUUCUGGAGAAAGAAGUGUUGGAACAAGAAAAGAGUGAAGUCUGUAACUUGAGAGCGAGAAGGCUAGUAUUCAUCUCAGAAAAGCAAGACUUGGAGCAAGAGAAAUGUUGCAUUCGUGAAGAACUGGUGCGCACCGAGCAAGAAAAGAUGGACACUGAGACCGAGAAAAUGGGAUUGGACCAGAGUUUGAACCAGGCUGAGGUCAACAGGGAGAAGUUGGAGGAUGAGAUCAGUGGAAUCAAUAGAGAGAAGGCAGAGAUCUUGAGCAACUGCAACAGCCGUACGAAGAAUGCCUUAGCUGAGGAGCUUCUGCAGACUCGCCGUGAGGUGGAACGUCAAAGUGAUACCGUUGUUCGUAUCGCUAAGGAGAAGGAGGAACUUACACGUGACAAGGCUAGCUUGAUUGUGCAACUGACUGCUGCCGAACGAGAGAACAGAUCUCAAUCUGAGGUCAUUGCGUCUCAGAAAUCAGACAAAGAAGCAUUGGAAGGUGCCCUGUACGAGUCUCAACAACUUGUAGCUAAGCUUGAAGCCCGCAAAGACCAGCUCGAAUGCGAAGUACAAGAACUGCAGCUUGCUAAAGAAGCUCUGAACGUUGACUUGGCUCGUGUGCGUAAGGAGAUGGAAAUUGAGAUCACGAAGAGAGACAGAGAUCUUGAACUGAUACAUGCUAAAUAUGAAGAAUUGGAACGCAGUAGCAGCGUUGCCCUCAAGCAGCGUGAACAGGCUCACGAGGAAGAUGUGGAGAGGUUGACCGGUGAAAGGGACUCUCAACGUCUUGCAAUGGAGAGCGAACGUGAGGAGGCAGUCACCCGCCUCACUGCCGAGAAGGACGAGUUAGUUGCAAUGUUUGGAGAAGAACGUGCUCAGUUGAACGAGGACAUCGCCAACAUCCAACACGAGAGAGAUGAAAGUCUGCUGAUGGCUGAGAAUGACAAGCAACAGGCUCUGUCUAUUGCACAACAAGAGAAGAACCAACUGCAGGAGAAACUGAACAAUGCUCAACACGACAUCAGCAACUUGUCUAUGGAGCUGGACCGCACCAAGAGAGAUGCUUUCAGCAAGGCGGAAACAGACAAGACUACCAUUAACGCCACUCAGUGUGAACUGAAGGAUGUCCGUGCCCGGUUCGAGGAUUCCAAUAUUUGUCAUGAAAAGGAAAUCAAGGAAUUGAACAACCAGAUCAAAGAAUUGAUUAAACAGAAAGAAGCUGGCCUCAGAGAAGUCGCUGAACUGAAAACUCAACUGAAAAUGGUUGAGGAAGCACGCGACGGCGUUCGCCAUGACCUUAUCGAGGCUCACCGCAGGAUUAGAGAAGGUGAUGAAAACCGUGAGAUGCUACGAAAAGAAAUCAUGGAUAUUAAACGUAUCUGUAAUGACGAAAUACACGAGAAAGAAGCCAUCCAGAAGACCAACGAUGAACUCCGUACAAAGGUUAAGAGAGUUGAAGGCGAUAAGAUUGUACUUAGCAGACACAUGGAAGACGGAAACCAAAAGAUUGCAGUUCUUGAGGAAUCCAAGGCAAGUGUCCAGAAAGAGGCUUCUGAUUUACGAUGCAGUCUGCGUGAAGUUGAAAAAUCACGUCUGGAUGCCCGACGUGAACUGCAGGACACACGUAGACAGGUCAAACUUUUGGAAGCUGAUCGUGCUAAGAAGGGCAAGGAAAUAAACGAUUUACAGGCUCGUGUUGCCAGGGAUGAAGAAAUUGCCGAAGAAAACCGAAGAGAAAACUUUGGUCUUAAACAGAAGCUUGUUGAAACUGAAACAAAUCGUGAUGGUGCUCGUAAAGAAGCCCAACAUCUUGCACGUAAAUUGAACGAACUUGAUGAAGAACUGAGACUGAAGGAGAAGGACUUCCAGAUGGCUUUGGAAGAUGCUCGAUUGCAGGAGAGGAAAUCUCAGGAUAGGAUUAGAUCUCUGGAAAACGGUCUGGAAAACGUUACCAUGGAAUGCGGUGAAAUGAAACUAAAACUCAGCGCUGCUGAAGGUCGUAUCAACGGACUGGAAGGACACUUAGCUCAGACUGAAGGUGCUAAACGUGAAGUUGAAUUCAAACUUGGAAGCUUACAUUCCACUUUGCGCCGUACUCUCGGAAUUGGUACCGGUGCUCGUAGUCCAAGCCCAAUGCCAUUCCGUGCACGUAGUCAAAGUCCACGUCGCCGUGCUCGCUCACCACUUGGAAAAGGUUUUGACAACACCUAUACUACCACUACAGAUGGCCGCGGAAGUCCCAUCCCACGUACAGGUUCACCAGAGAGAUCCCGUAGCCCACUGCGUAGCAUGUCACCAUCCCGUCUGGAACAACUGGUUGCUGAUAUCGACCCAGAGACUGUGCGCAUUGCAUUGAGAGACUUUGCUCAACAGCUGAAGGAGACAGAAAGAGAAAAAGAUGAAUCUAUCAGUAAAGUUCGUUCCUUACAAGAAGAGAUCCGCGAAAUGGAGGAGGAACGCAACCGCACCGAACAGCGUUUACAACAAUUACAGAAGAAUCUUGGUGAGACUGAAGAAAGCAAACGUGGCUCCGAUGGCCGGCUUAGCAGUGCACAGACUGCCCUCAUGCUGCAGGAAGAAACCAUUCGUCGCAACGAACGUGAGCGAAGAGGACUAUUAGAGAAAGUACACACUUUGGAACGCACUCUGCAAGCAGCUGAAGUCGACAAGCGUAGCCUGCAAGAUAGAAUCAACAAACUCACACAAGCUGAAGCUAAGCUGGAAAACGAGAAGCGACAAUUGCGCGAGACUCUAGAGGCAUCGGACAACCGUUCUACUCAACUGGAGUUGAAACGCCGUUCAUUGGAAGGUGAUCUACAGCGUAUGCAGCUCUCUAUGAACGACAAAGUAACCGAAAACCAGGUAUUACAAGACCGUAUUGAUCACAUGGUUCGUCAAAUCCAAGACUUGGAAAGCAAGAACACCUCCUUACAGCUGACAGUUGAUCGUUUAUCUCUGAGCCUUGCUAAGACCGAAGAAGGAGAAAAUGAUCUCAAGGAUAAGGUACAAUCACUCUCAAUGUCCUUGAGUGAGCAAGACAUGACUGGAAAAGAAAUGCAGGAACGCAUUGCCCAGUUACAGCACGCUUUGACUAGCAGUGAGCACGACCGUAGAGUCUUACAGGAACGUCUUGAUGCCGCAAGACAGGCCGCUUCUGAAUCCAAGAAACAGAACCAUCAACUGAUGGAGCGCGUACAGUUGUUCCAGGGUGACCAAUCUGAGAGCGAAGUACGACGAAUGGAAUUAGAAGGACAACUCCGUGGUGCUCAGACAAUGAUCAAGCAACGACAAGAGGCCGAAGAGGAAGCCAUGGCACGUAUGCACAGACUACAAGAAGAGAAAAGGAACCUCCAUGAGCGUGUUACUACCUUGCAGCGUGCAUACGCUCAUUUAGAAGCUGAGAAACGUGAAAUUGAACGUGGUGCCGGUAGAUUGGAGAAAGAUAAGACUGCAUUAAAGAAGACACUGGCAAAGGUUGAGAAUGAAAAGAUUCGUAGUGAGGAGGAAGCUCUGAGAGCUUCGGCUGAUAGAGGGGCAUUUGAUAGAUCCUUGUCAACCUUGGAAACUGAAAACAACGAAAUGCAGCGACAGAUCCAAGCUAUGCAGGCCACAUUAGCUGAAACUGAACAACAACAUGCUCAAAGAUUGAUUGAUCUGACCACCCGUCACCGUCAGGAAGCCGGUAUGGAAGUUGAACGUCUGAAGACUUCACAGAUUCAAGCCGAAAGAACUCUAGAAGCACGCGAGCGGGCUCACAGACAACGUGUCAAGGGGCUUGAAGAACAGAUCAACACGCUGAAAGAUCAGUUGUCGCAAGAGAUCCGCAAACGCCAACAGUUCAUCUCUCGUAGCGGCCGUGCUAGCGAUGACAUCCGUGAUCUGAGAUCUAUCCUGAAUGAUUCUUUGAACACUGUUGCUCGCGACCCUUCUCUUGACCCCGUGCUGCUGGAACACGAAACCAGGAAGUUGGACGAAUCACUCGGGUACAUGACUGGACACUCUCCACCGACCAGUUUGUCAUCAAGUCCAUCUUUGAAACGCCGUACAAGAAGUAGUUCCCCAAUGCGUCUCGGCCGUACACAAUCCACUCCACUAUCAGGUGUCAAAUCACCCCACGGCAGAAGAACAAUAACCAGUCCUAUCCCACUUUCCUCUCGUUCGCGCAAGUACUAGGAAUCCACCUUUUAAGCUAAAGAUCAUAUUGGUGCUGUUUUCUAAUGACCACCCGUUCAAAAAAAAGCUGCAAGGUUAAGUUAUUGUCCACCUGUUGUACUGAAAUAUAUAAACCAUUGGUUGCCCCUGGGUGGAUGAAUUUUUUUUUUUUUUAUUUGGGUGAUUUUUUUUAUCAUUUCGAUAUUAUUAGUUUACUUGACCGCUUCAUGAUUGGUCUGUAUUUUGGAAGCGAUGUUAAUUUCACUAGAGGAAAUUUGAAUUUCGUUAAAAUGCUGAAAUACAAUCUAUGAAUGUUGGCGGAAAGUUCAGAUUGAUUCUGACAGGAAUUUCAAUAAGCUUUCCAGUAUUACAGAACAGUAUUACCUAAUCUUCCCAGCAUUCUUUAGUUACUUCUUUAUUCAAGACCUGGUUUGGCGUUUUACGUGUUUUUUUAUGGGACACUAUGUUCUUAUGCCUGUUGACUGGUCCCUUCCACCCCUAUUGCUUUGUCAAUGGUACAUUCCAUCCAUUAUAAUCACUUGACAUUCACACCAAGGUAUGGGAGUGGGACGGAACCUUUUUCUGUGUGUUCUUUUUUUUUUUAUUUUAAUCCUGUUUACAGUUUUUUUAGUGAUGUGUUAUUAAUUAUAUUAAUUCUUGUUGAGAAACCUGGUGUUUCGGAACCCGAUUUGAGGCAUGGCUUUACUUAUUGUAUCUAGCAAAAUUGUACUGUAAUAUUUUGUGAAAAUUUAGAUUUUAUUUCUAAUAUAACCCAGUUACAUAUUUUUUUAGUAGUUUGUAGAAAUGGAUGAGAAUGUAAUUAACCACUAGUGCUUUCCGGAUGGAUUGACAGUGGAUUUAUUUUAUCCUAAAAGACCAAAGUUCUACAUAUCCUGUACACUCUGUAAAUUGUUUUUAACAACUAUUAUUAUAUUAAGCAAUAGUAAUGUGAUUAAUUAAUUGAUUCCAAUGAUUCUGCAAACUUGCAUAUUGGAACAAACUUCAGGAAUUGUGGAUGCUGUGGAGCGUUUCCCAGACAACCACCUCGAAGAGCUUAAAAUGUAAAUCUUGAAAUUUCUGUUAUCACAGAGAAAUAUUCCCUUCUAUUUUGUUCCUAUUUGCAGUGGUAUGCAUUCCGUAUUUCGAUAUGUGUAUAUUUGUAUAGUUAGUGCGAACAUAUUAACCAAUAAAAUUGGUUUCAAAUUAAAUUAAUUGAAAAAGAAUCGAAUGUAAUUAGAUUUGUAUCAUAAUGCCGUCCAGAUGCAGAAUAAAGAGUAAAAUUAUUAAAAGACGUAAUUAAUUGAACCAUUUUUCCCCACAAAUUAUGAUAAUAAUUAAUUUAGUGAUUUUACUUUUCUAAAUUGAGAUGUAAGAUCUUUCUGUAAAUGACAUUGUAAAUAAGACCACAAUUUCCAACUAGACUGGUUUUCUGUAUAGAACUGCAGCCGAAACGUUUGUGAUGAUAAUUUUGUACAGUAAAGUCUUAUAAGGCACGGAUUUGUCAGAGUGCUGAAAGACUUGGAAAGAUGUGUAUAGAUAUGUUUAGCCCACCAACCCAGCAGUUGUAACCCUAUAUGGGUUAAUCUAUUCUACAGGGGGUGGACAGGUUUGAUAUAGAUGGGCUGAGAGUAACAAUAUGGUUAUUAUUGUAUGUUUCGUGUUCAUAGAAGAUCCAGUUUACAAUGUGAUCACAUUUAGGUAAUGUGUAUUUUUAAAACAAAAAAAAAUGAAAGAAAGUUUUUAUCAUACAAGAUUCCAGAAGACAUCAUUAUUGUGUGUAAGAAUGUAUUUUGUCUGUGGUGUUCCGUAGCCUUACUACUAAUGUAAAUCACUUCUAUAUUGUAUCAACUCAAAUUGAAAUAAAAAAUGCACUGUUUGCUUUUAACUUAA
Molecule: messenger RNA, 8694 nt
Organism: Saccoglossus kowalevskii
Lineage: Eukaryota; Metazoa; Hemichordata; Enteropneusta; Harrimaniidae
Source: RefSeq, a predicted model, not a curated record